UGCUCUGCCUAGAAACCUGUCGUUUCUGCUCAUAAUUUCUCCAUCCGGAUUGUUGGUCGUGAAUCCUUAUAGCUCCUCGUAAUCUUGUUUGGUUUCCUUUGACGGAACUUUUUAGGGGAGGGAGGACUAAAAGAGGUAACAUUCAGCUGUUUCGGGCGGUGAGUUUACGCCCCACGGCAGAAGCAGAAGGCGCGUCAGUGUUCAGCACCAUGGAGAGCGGCGUGGUGCACAUAUUCAAAGAGGACCGCUGUGCUUCGGGCCAGCCGGGGGAGUGCGACCCGAACUUCACCUGGCAGUCCGGCUUAUCGGACAUCUUCAACUACACUCCAAACGGCACCUGGGACGCGGAACCCGAGCCGAUGUCACCCAUCAUACCCAUCAUAGUCGCCGUGUACUCCGUGGUGUUUGUAGUGGGCUUGGUGGGCAACUGUUUAGUAAUGUAUGUCAUCAUUAGAUACACCAAAAUGAAAACAGCCACUAACAUCUACAUCUUCAACCUGGCUGUGGCUGAUGCCCUGGUCACUACUACCAUGCCCUUCCAGAGCACUGACUACCUGCUCAGUUCCUGGCCAUUUGGCGAGGUGGCGUGUAAGGUCUUCAUCUCCAUCGACUACUACAACAUGUUCACCAGUAUUUUCACCCUGACCAUGAUGAGCGUGGAUCGAUAUAUUGCCGUGUGUCACCCAGUCAAGGCCCUGGAUUUCCGCACCCCUGUGAAAGCAAAGAUCAUUAAUGUGAUCAUCUGGGUGCUCUCCUCAGCUGCUGGGAUCCCUGCCAUGGUGCUGGGCAGCACCAAUACCAACAAUGGGACCACAGAAUGUGCUUUACAGUUCCCUGAGCCUUACACCUACUGGGACACCCUGAUGAAGAUAUGUGUUUUCAUCUUCGCAUUUGUGGCGCCCCUUAUCAUCAUCUCUGUUUGCUACACCCUGAUGGUGCUGCGACUGAAGAGCGUGCGCCUCCUGUCAGGCUCACGCGAGAAAGACCGUAACCUACGCCGGAUCACUCGCCUGGUGCUGGUGGUGGUUGCUGUCUUUGUGGUGUGCUGGACGCCCAUCCACAUCUUCAUCCUUGUCAAAGCGUUGUCAGCCAACAUACCCGAGACCACUGCCGUCAUGGCUGCCUACUUCUUCUGCGUGGCGCUGGGCUACACCAACAGCAGCCUCAACCCCAUCCUUUAUGCUUUCCUGGAUGAGAACUUUAAGAGGUGCUUCAGAGACUUCUGCUGCCCUGGAGGGCGGGGUCAGGGUGACUGUCACGGGGUGAGCAGAGUGAGGAGCACGCUGCGGGAUCACACCUGUGCCACUGAAGGGAGGGGAGAUGGGAGACAAGCCAGGCCCGUAUGACUAGCCAUGAACAUGUCCUCCAGGCCUUACCAAAGCUGGGAGGACUCUAUUGACCUGUGUCUAACUCAAAUCACUACAACGAUCUAAGAGGAAUCAGUAUUUCCUUAAUAAAUCCAAUAAAAGACCAAAACCAACAAUGAUUUCAACUUUCCCAGAAUUCCACAAUGCUAUCAAUAUUCUAAUGUAUUGCCCAUAAUAAUGUAACUCUAAGUUGAAGCUAUUUUAUAUAUUAACAUUUUGAACAUCCCAUUAAGUCAUAAUCUGAACAUUUUCAAACCAAUCCUAGACAUAGACUCCAAUAUGUCAACGAAUAACAAAAUCCACUUGUACAGCCCAAAUGUCAUUGAUUAGGAUAGGAAAACCCUAAACAAACUCUGGAAGUCUUGUCACUGAGAUCAAUCUAGCUGCCGAUUUCACUUUCAAUGUUACAUUAUGAUUACCUUCAUAUUCAAUUUUGGAUACACAGAAUAGUUGCUAACUUUGCUAAAUUAGAAACAGUGUGGGAGCAGUUUAGCUAAAAUGAAGAGGUUUGCUUAUUUUAGGCAAGAGACCAAGAAGAAUAGUUAAAUCUGAAAACAUUCAUGACAACAUUUAACAUUCUGAUUACGUUAGCUGUGCUGAUACUGGCAUAUUUACAUUGAUGCUUUAAGCUUUCAUGUGGAUAAACGUGGAUUGUCCUAAUUCAAAUAAGUAAAUAAAAUUCAUGUAUAUCAAGAUCAGCACAUAAGUACAUGUAGAAAUAAGGAAAAAUGGAUUUGAAUGUUUGCUGAUUCCUUCUAAAAAUUCAAAUGUCAUAAAACAUGUUGAUGGCUAUCCUGACUGUUAGUAGGGGGUAAUGCAUAGACCAACAUUUUAGAUUUCAUUAAAGUGGCUUUUGUGUACACUAUAAGUAUGCAUUUAAAAAAAAGGCCAAUUUAAAUAGACGGGAUAACACCCAUUCCGCUUUUUAACUCAAUAUUAGUAUUAUUUAAAGAGUCGCUUGUCAAGGUCUUAUGUUGGUUUUGGUCUUUGUAUGAGAUUUGUCGCAUACAUAGUAACUUUAUUGAAAUCAAACUUAGACCAUAGGGAUGCACGAUGGUGGUCUACAUUAGAGACUUUGGAUGUAACCCAAUCUCAAUGUACAUAUUUAAUAACUGAUUAACUUCCUACUGUGGAAAGCUAAAGCUAAACUGUUAGCACCUUGGCAUCAUUUAUUACCGGUACAUGUUGAUGGAUUUCCACUAUUUGCUGUGGCUAGAUGCAAAUGUUUUGUUCCUUUGACCUGCAUGUUCCCCAAGUGGCUGUCGCAGUAAGGUGAAUAAUGGCGUUCUCACAUGCUCAAAAGAUUAACUGCAGCUGCAGGCAGAGAAUGAGUACAAUAACUCCCCUGAUCAUUCUAGGGAAGGGAUUUGUUAAUAGUAUUUUUUACAGCUUAUUAACAACAUAUGUCAGUGAUAAUUUUGUGCUUUGCAGUACUACGUAUUUGUGAACUGCUGUUUAAAGAACAAUCUUUGUAGAAUAUUCACUCUCCACUCAGGAAUCAUUCUCUGUCAAUCGCAAAUGAAGCGAGGUUUUUGAUCCUUGACCAGACAGUUGACUGUGAAGGCGGUUGGCAGUGGAAAACAGAUCAGCACUUUCGGUCUUCAGAGAGAAACUUUGCAUCAUAAUGAGGUGUUCUCUUGUUGAGACUCUACCUCACCACCAAGCAUUUUCAACUGUGAGAUUUUGGUGCUGUGCACAAUCCAUGGACAUUUCAUCUUCUUCGUCUAAAAGUAUGAUUAACAUAUGUACAGUAGAGGGCUUCAGAGCUAAAGUCAAUGACUUUAUAGCAUAUGUGCAAAAUAAAAGACAACCACACAUUUUUAAUGAGAACCACAUUAUCUGGUUGAGUGUACAUUUCUGCUUAAAUUGUAUCGUUACAGGUUAAUAUUUGUGAAUUUGUGAAUGUAUGAUAAAGGUUAAUAAGUGAAACUGAAUGGUUGCUAACUAAAUAAAAGGGCAGCAUUCUUUAUUGAAACUUUAAUAGCCACCAACCUCCUCAUUUAUACAAUUACCGAAGUUUUCAUCAUGUUCAUGAAAUGUAUUUGAUGUAACCAAGUUUGAAUUGUAUUAGCAGAAAUGUAUAUCAUGUUUUUUAUUAUAUCUUGCAAAAUAAUCCUUUUAAUGGAUUUGCCGCCUUGCUUUUUUGAAUGCUGUGAAAAUAGUGGUACGUUUGAUUAGAUAAGAUAUUUAUUCUAUAAAUUUGCUUCAGGAUUAUAUUACUGCAGUAGUUCUAUUAAAAAGUUGUUCUUGUGCCUUGUUUUUAUGCCUUUAGCCACUAUAAGACUUAUUUUUAUCAUUGUAACUUAGCAGAGAAUCAGUUUUACAAAGGAUAUCCCACCUAUUUUAGUCACUGUUGUUCAUUCAUUGAACAAAAAUCCUUUAAUAUGAACCAAGCUCUGAGUCUCACACAUGCAGUAAUUAUUGUUCCAUCUGAUAUCUUGAUGUAUCUCUUAGCUUUGGGUGUCAAACAUUGUUUUGUUAA
Cyprinodon variegatus (sheepshead minnow) is the source of this 3849-nucleotide messenger RNA. RefSeq names its product delta-type opioid receptor-like (gene oprk1). Gene Ontology annotation, biological process: sensory perception of pain; neuropeptide signaling pathway; G protein-coupled opioid receptor signaling pathway. Bases 210 to 1346 code for a protein of 378 amino acids. The record is from RefSeq and is a predicted model, not a curated record. NCBI's taxonomy places the organism in Eukaryota, Metazoa, Chordata, Actinopteri, Cyprinodontiformes, Cyprinodontidae. The transcript is spliced from 4 exons. Gene Ontology annotation, cellular component: membrane; neuron projection. Gene Ontology annotation, molecular function: dynorphin receptor activity; neuropeptide binding.